Molecule: messenger RNA, 2717 nt
Organism: Dunckerocampus dactyliophorus (ringed pipefish)
Lineage: Eukaryota; Metazoa; Chordata; Actinopteri; Syngnathiformes; Syngnathidae
Gene: stk24a
Product: serine/threonine kinase 24a (STE20 homolog, yeast)
Exons: 11
Coding region: 454-1755 (433 amino acids)
Biological process (GO): protein phosphorylation
Molecular function (GO): protein kinase activity; ATP binding
Source: RefSeq, a predicted model, not a curated record
AAGAUGGCGGCGAGUGAGCUAGAAAAGUGAUGAGAGCAACAAACGAUAUAACUAUAUAACAGUGUAUUUAUUAACUUUUUGCGACUAUUUCGCGCCGGAACUCUGCUUUGGCAGCGGACGGAAUUCAAGCAUAUUUCGAAGGCUCACGCUGGUCAUCGGAGAUACAACAUUGAGCAAACUGGAACUGUUUGCCAAGUAGCAGUUGAAGUAGCUAGCGGUGCUAGCGUUAGCUAACUGUGGAAGGCAGGGGACGCGGUUCGAAGUACACACCGACACAAGUCAAGCUGAUUUUCGUUUAAACCAGCUUACUUUUGCUGUCAACGGUGUCGCUAGCCGUGUCGGAACUGCACUGCGGAUCAAGUCAUCUCAAACGGGGGUCGACAAGCGACCACAGCGCGGAAGAGCAAAGCUGUAAACGGGGUAGAAAGACGUCUUCUUAGCUGACCUGACGCCAUGGCUCACUCUCCGAUACAAAGUGGGCUUCCAGGGAUUCAGAACCUCAAAGCUGACCCAGAGGUGCUCUUUACCAAGCUGGAGAGAAUAGGCAAAGGCUCUUUCGGCGAAGUAUUUAAAGGCAUCGAUAAUCGGACGCAAAAGGUCGUGGCCAUUAAAAUUAUUGACCUGGAAGAAGCAGAAGAUGAGAUAGAGGACAUCCAACAGGAAAUCACCGUUCUCAGCCAGUGUGACAGUCCUUUUAUCACCAAGUACUUUGGAUCCUAUCUCAAGGGAACAAAAUUAUGGAUUAUUAUGGAAUAUCUGGGCGGAGGAUCUGCCCUAGAUUUGUUGGAACCCGGCUCCCUCGACGAAACCCAAAUUGCCACAAUUUUGAGAGAAAUCCUAAAGGGGCUGGAAUAUCUGCACUCUGAAAAGAAAAUUCAUCGAGAUAUUAAAGCAGCCAACGUGUUGCUGUCAGAGCAAGGUGACGUGAAGCUGGCGGACUUUGGCGUGGCGGGCCAGUUGACCGACACCCAGAUAAAACGGAACACGUUCGUUGGUACUCCUUUCUGGAUGGCCCCUGAAGUCAUAAAGCAAUCAGCAUACGAUUCAAAGGCAGACAUCUGGUCGUUAGGAAUAACGGCAAUAGAGCUGGCAAAAGGCGAACCGCCCCACUCGGAACUCCAUCCCAUGAAGGUCUUAUUCCUCAUCCCAAAGAACAAUCCACCCACGCUGGAAGGAAACUACAGUAAACCACUUAAAGAAUUUGUUGAAGCCUGCUUGAAUAAAGAGCCCAGCUUUAGACCGACUGCCAAAGAGCUGUUGAAGCACAAGCUGAUUGUACGGCACGCCAAAAAGACGUCCUACCUGACCGAGCUGAUCGACAGGUACAAGAGGUGGAAGGCAGAGCAGUCGCGAGAUGAGUCCAGCUCAGAGGAGUCAGAUGAGGAGCAGCAAGGCCAAGCGUCUGGAGGCAAUGACGCCUCCAACGACGACUGGAUCUUCAACACCAUCAGGGAGAAAGACCUGAAAAAGGUUCAGAAUGGGGCCGUGCAGCCUGCUGAGCUGGAAAUGAAACAGGAGCAGGAAAGUCCAAAGAGGCCUUUGUCACAGAGCUUAUCGUCAAUCUUCUCUCCAUUGUUUUCCGAGUUGAAAGACAAGGGUGAAACCAGCAAUGGCAAGCCCGAGGCUGCAGAGGCGCUGCAGGAGGCCAUUUUCCUGGCUGAAGACAUCCAUCCUGGGGUGUGUGACUCACUGGUGGCUGAACUAGUGCAGAGACUUCAGAGGUUUUCAGUGCCUCAGGCGGCUGCCACACACUGAGGACAAGCACAUCCAGCUCAGCUCCAAUCCACCACCUCGGCGGCCCCGCAGCCUUCAGGCUUCCACAACAGAUUACGUCUCUGUCACUCAUUAGCCCGCUAGUGCACAAGCACACCACUAGAGGGCCCUGUGCUGCGAGCAGCCCAGUGUUUUCUGCUUGAGGAGACCUGACUUUAGCCGUCUUUCCUGAACUUUUAGUUUAGGUGAGUUGAGCGUGCGAAACUAGUGCUGCGAGACGUCCUUUUGAAAACUCAGGUAUCCUGCUUUUAAGAUAUUGUGGGAGGUAACGACGAGCUUGACGGUAUGGUUGUACAGACUUGUAAAUAAGCACAUUUCUACAGAUAACAGUAGUGGUUGUACAAAUGGCCAAAUGCAGACUGUAGAUAUUGGUUGUGAGGUAAAUAUUUUCAAAUGAGAAAGACCAUACGUGAGAUUGCCUUGCCUUCUUGUAUAUGAUCACUCUUUUGUUUGUACAUUUUAAUGGCUUGUAUGUUUCUCAAAUCACUUUUUAGUGUCAAACGCCAUUGCUGUGGCUGUAAUUAUUUUGCAUAAUGUAACAGUAGCUGACAAAAGUGACUACAGCCCUCACAUUGCAGCAACCUUUUUAUGGCAGUACAGGUGGUCCUCUAGUUUCUAAAUGAACUCCUAAGUUACCCACACUGUACUCAGAACACAUAUAGAACAUAUAAUAUAAAAUACAGUAAGAAUAAGAUUAAAUAUAAAACUUUUAUCCCUGUGGUGGUUUUGCACUACUGGAAGGGGCGUUGCAAGGGAGGGAGAGAGAGACAGGCUUGUUAGGAGGAGGAUGUCUUAAUAAUGAGAUCACUGCAUGUCCAUUUCAUGGUCCAAGAUCCUUUCACAUGUUCAAGGAUACCAUCUUUGCCCUUCAUGAUAGUUGCAGCUUUUUACGUUGUAUAAUUUUAAUUUCACUUUCGUUUUCUACCAGAAGAGCCUUGCCUGAC